Messenger RNA from Vidua chalybeata, 7619 nucleotides. RefSeq names its product protein phosphatase 2 regulatory subunit B''alpha (gene PPP2R3A). Bases 562 to 3909 code for a protein of 1115 amino acids. The transcript has 14 exons. Gene Ontology annotation, molecular function: calcium ion binding; protein phosphatase regulator activity. The record is from RefSeq and is a predicted model, not a curated record. Gene Ontology annotation, cellular component: protein phosphatase type 2A complex. Gene Ontology annotation, biological process: protein dephosphorylation. NCBI's taxonomy places the organism in Eukaryota, Metazoa, Chordata, Aves, Passeriformes, Viduidae.
CGGGCGGCGGAGCGCGCCCGGCGGCGGGAGAGGCGCUGGCCAUGGGACGGGACGGGGCGCUGCCCCGGCGGGGACCUGUGUCACCAGUGUGAGAGAGGAAUCUCCCAAGUACACUGUGGAUUUUUUUUUCUCUGCACAUGCUACUGGAUUAUCUACCUUUUACUGACCCACCCAAAAAGAGAGAAAAAGGGUCAAACAGAAAUUGUUGACUUGUCACUUCUGCCUUAAAACUGACUGGAUUUUAUGGCCUCUGCUGGAGAAGCUACCUGGACCAUUGGAAAUGGAGCAGCUCGUGCUGCACCUCUGCUGAGCAUGGAAUAUGAGCAUUGAGGUGCCUUAAGUUAAACCAUAUGCAAGUUGCGCUAGUUGUUGUAACUGUACUGCUGAAACCACUCCAGACUUCUCCAGGGCUUUCCAAGGCAGUAGCUCUUCACACAGUUUGGAUGUUUCCAAUUGACAUUUGAAUGUUUUCAUCCAAUCUGGUGUGGCUGUGAAAAGUGAGCUUUUCCUUGUGAAGUUCAUGGUGAGUUUUGCAGCCUCACUUCCAGCGUGGUCUGUGCUAUGGCAGCGACCUACAGGCUGAUGGUGACUUCAGUGAACUGCUACAGCAGUGUGCUGGUAGAGCAGCCCUCCCAGCACACUGUGCACUACUGCACAGGCUCCUGCCAGCUCCUCAGACAGGGACUCACCUGCAUAGUUGCUCACCACAGUGUCUGUGCAGAGCUCAGUGUCCAAGAUGCCAACCUGGACCAUAAAACUCCUGUUCCUGAAAAUGGUCUUGCCUUGGCUGGAAAUGAGGACUAUCACCAAAUCCUCCCAAAUAAUCCAAGAAUCAAGAAGGGCUUUUCAAUGCAAGCCUCCAGCAGUUUAAAAGAUAUUACUGGUGAGGCAAUAAACCUUGCCAGUGGUAAAAUAAAGGAAUUCUCCUUUGAAAAGCUCAAAAACUCUUCCAGUCAUGUGGCCUACAGAAAGGGAAGGAAAGUUCGGUCAGAGUCUUUCAGCAGACGAUCCUUUGAUUUUGACUUGAUUUACGGGCACUUUAACAAUGAUGAGAACUGCCCUCCAUGUGGCUUUUUGCAAAGUCCCUCACCUGUGGAGAAAUGGCAGGAGAGCAGUGAUGCUCGAGAAGUCACCACGAAUCCUGUGGUUCCCUUCUGCCCUCAUUCCUUCCCUGAAGAAAACCUCAUUACCCAGAUUCUAGAAAAACACAAGCUAGAUGGUUCUUCUGGUGGGGAUAUUAAGGUGUGCCUGGACAUCCUGCUCAAGUGCUCAGAGGAUCUGAAGAAGUGCACAGACAUAAUCAAACACUGCAUCAAGAAGAAGUCUGCAGACAUCGGUGGAGGGAACAGCAAUGAUCCCCUGGCUAAUUCAGAGAUGAUGUACAUGAAUCUGAUGACAAGAUUUUCUUCCUACCUGAAAAAGCUGCCCUUUGAGCUGAAGACAGCGGGGCAGAGGGAAGCGAGUGACUGGGCAGAGCUGAUGAACUGUUUCCAUGGCUUGCAGCAAACUCCCUUUCCCCUGGUAUUUGGUGAUGAGCAGCCACCCAGGUAUGAAGAUAUCAUUCAGCUGCCAUCCUCAAGUGCAGUUCCUCUCAGUCAGGGUGACGUGACAAGCACCUCCCAGUCCAUCCAGACAGGUACUGUGAGCUUCACCUCCAGCUCCCUGCCCGCUGUCCCUCCAGAGAGCAGCGUGAGAGCGGUGAAAGAUGCUCUACCUCAGUCACCAGCCCCGAGCCCCUGCGACUGCACGUCUGCCACUGAGGCGCUGUACAUCGAGGAGGAGGCUGAUGGGGACAGAACAGCAGGGACAGAGAAGAAGGCAGAGCAGAAGGGGGGCUGGCAGAGCCUGGAGCGCAGCUACCAGCGAGCUGCUGGUUCAGACCUUGCUGCUGAUGCUAAAACAGAGCGGGCCAGGGCAGGAGAUGCUCCUGAGCAAACUGCUCCUUUAAAAUCAGUGUCAGACCCUGUGUUGUGUGGUGCCCAAGCUGCUGUCCCCAAAGGAGCUCAGACAUGCAGUAGGGUGGACAAGGAGGAGAUAGACAAACUGCUGCUGGACUUGGAGAGCUUCUCACAGAAAAUGCAGAGUACUCUGAGGGAACCCUCUCGGAAGGAGGGCGAACCCGCCUCACUGCACGUGUCUGGCAGGCAGGGUAGGCAGGCUCCACCUCUGGCUCUUGAACCCAAAAGUAAACCUGCUGACCCCCCGUCUUCUUUGUCAAAAAACAUGGAAACCAACGGUCAUAAAAUGGAAGAGGAUGACAAAGCCCUUUUACUGCGUAUCCUGGGAAGCAUUGAGGACUUUGCCCAGGAGCUGGUGGAAUUCCAGACAGGCAAGGGAAGUUUGUCCAAGGAGAGGGAAGUGAUGCAAAUUCUCCAGGAAACUUUAGCAACUCCUUCACAGUCCCUGCUUGCAGGGCAAAAAAGCCAUGCUGGGGCUGCCUCCAGAGACUCUGUUCCAACUUCAAUUCAGCAGGCCCCAGAAAUAAUAAAGGUUCAAAGCAAACAAGAAAAGAAGGCAGGAACUUCAUCCCCAGCCCCCCUGCAGCCUGUGGUUAGCACUUGCACUCCUCUGCCUGUGAAUAAAGCCACCAUCAGUACCCCUGUGCCCAUAAACAUUCCACGUUUCUACUUCCCUAAAGGACUCCCAAAUGUCUGCACUAACCAUGAAGAAAUCAUUGCCAGGAUUGAAGAGGCCUUUACAGAGUUUGAAGAUGGGAAAGCAAACAUCUGUGAAAUGGGGAAAAUUGCCAAGAUCUGUGGCUGCCCACUCUACUGGAAAGCACCUCUGUUCAGUGCAUCUGGGGGAGAGAGGACAGGACGUGUCUCUGUGCACUCCUUUGUGUCCAUGUGGAGAAAAAUCCUGCGGAGCUGCCACGACGAUGCCUCCAGGUUCACUUCCCUUCUGGCAAAGCCUGGCUGUGACUGCCUACAACAGGAGGACUUCAUCCCGCUGCUGCAGGAUGUGGUAGAAUCUCAUCCUGGCCUCACGUUCCUGAAGGAUGCUCCGGAGUUCCAUUCCCGGUAUAUUACAACGGUUAUCCAGAGGAUAUUCUACACAGUCAAUCGAUCCUGGUCGGGGAAGAUCACUCUAACAGAGCUGAGGAAAAGCAACUUCCUGCAAACUCUUGCUCUCUUGGAAGAAGAGGAUGACAUAAAUCAGAUCACAGAUUACUUCUCCUACGAGCACUUUUAUGUCAUAUACUGCAAAUUCUGGGAGCUGGAUACUGACCAUGACCUUUACAUCAGCCAGAAGGACCUGGCUAGGUACAGUGAUCAAGCUUUGUCAAACAGGAUCAUUGAGCGGAUAUUCAGCGGUGCUGUGGUGAGAGGCACUGAAGUUCAAAAGGAAGGGCGCAUGAGUUACGCGGAUUUUGUGUGGCUCUUGAUUUCAGAGGAAGACAAAAGGAGUGCUACAAGCAUCGAGUACUGGUUCCGCUGCAUGGACCUGGAUGGGGACGGGGUGCUGUCCAUGUACGAGCUGGAAUACUUCUAUGAGGAGCAGUGUGAGCGCAUGGAGGUGAUGGGCAUAGAGCCACUGCCCUUCCAGGACCUGUUGUGUCAGAUGCUGGACCUCGUUAAGCCAGAGAGGGAAGGAAGAGUAACCUUGCGAGACCUGAAGAGGUGCAGAAUGGCUCAUGUGUUCUUCAACACCUUCUUCAAUUUAGAGAAAUAUCUGGACAAUGAACAGAGGGAUCCCUUUGCAGUCCAAAAGGACAUGGACAGCGACAGCCCCGAGCCCUCAGACUGGGACAGGUAUGCGGCUGAGGAGUACGAGAUCCUGGUGGCCGAGGAGUCUGGCAAUGAGCAGCUCCAGGAGGGAUCAUGUGAAGAUGACUAUGACACAGAUGAAGUCUUACCUCCCCCUGAAACUGGAGACAAGUCAGACAAGCUAAUUAUCUCAGAUCUCUGAGCAUAGAGAAGUGGAAGACACCCCAUGUCUUUCAAACUGGAUAGCAUUCAGUCCCAAGGCACUUGGGGGUUUUCCUUAAAUCUGUCAUUGGAACAAUGUGCUUUAUUUUGUACACUGAAACUUGAGACCCCUUUUUGUCUUCCUGUGUAAUUGCAAUAAGGUAAUUUCUAUGAAAAGGCUUUUUACAAUGUGUUAUUGUGCACACUCACUGAAAAUGGUGAUUGCACCUUGUUUCAUUUAUAUAUAAAUUCUGUUAUGUCCCCAGAUGUGCAAUAAAUGCCAGCAUCUAAUGAUUGUAACAGCUGCAUGCAACAUCUGUAGUGGUCAUUUCUCAGUUCUGUGCUGUGCCACUCUGUCCCCUUGGCUUUACACCAGGAGUGACAAAAGAGCUGCCAAAUUAACUUCAAUGUGUGUCUAGAAAUCUUUUAAAACACAGGUCACAGUGAAGUUCUUUUUUUCCUUCCUGUCCUGGAAACAAAGGGAACGUGCCUGUGCAUGGGGAGAUGAAAUCCCUUUGCCCCCAGCUCUUCCACUGGCUGCUGGACUGUUUCACUGCUGUGGAUCUGUGAGCAGUUUCAGCACUACACCACAUCAUGUUCUCUAGGAAUUUGAGACAGAGUUACCUGUUCUAGCCCUGUGUCCCCUCCUGUGCUCAUCUGCCUCUGGCCAGAGCUUUGUCUGUGUAGAUUUCUACUUUGUACAAGUGUUUUGCAGAGUAUUUACAGCAAAUACAGAUCUCUGCUGUUGAGCCACUGUGUUGAGACUGCUGUGCCUGGUGUGCACCAGUUCCGUCCAUGCCUGUGUUCUCCUCUCCUGUAGCCUUCUUCAACCUCUUUAACCAAGAGACUAAGCUGAGAUAAUGAAGAAAAAAAGCAACCCCCUCUUUUAACCAGUAAAGGAAUUAGUCUGUAUUAUUGCCAAAAUUAAUUUUUCUCCCAGGCUCAGGGAAGAAAUGCUGUAACUAAUGAAUUCUUGCUUUAAGUGCAAAAUUAAAUGGACUUUCCCCCUAGAAUCACGAGUGAUAUCUCUGCUCUCAGCACACACUGCUGCUGCAGCUGUCCCUUCUGGCCAGCAGGGACUGUGGUUCAGCACAGGGGUGAUUAGAACAAAUUCUUAAUUUUAGCCCUCAUAUAUGUACAAGCAGGUCUGGGCCUUACCUUCUCAGCUGGGACAGGUCUGAGCCCUCCCAGCUGUGCCCAGUCUGUGAUGCUGGGUUGCUGUGUGUGCCCUGUAUCUCCUGCUACCUCCCUGUGAGAGCCUCAAGCUGUGCCUCCUGCCAGAAUUCCUGGGAGCUGCCUGCCCCUGCCCUGGAGGCAGAGCACACCCGGGCACUGCAGAACUCGUGUGUCCCCACGGACAGGACGGGACUGGAUCCCUGCAGUGCCUCCAGGGGUCAGUAUCCAAAUGAGGACCGGGCUGAUCACUCCAGUGCAGUCUGGGCUUUUCCAGGAGCCUCUGAAGCCCAAGGCCUGCCUGCCACUGCCCAGGGGGAUGUGCUGCUGCUUCCCUGGGGUCAGAACUCUCCCACAAUCAAACUCGGGAAGAGAGAAAGGUUUCAGGUUGAACUGACCAGAUGCAUACACACCCCCCAGGAUCCUGGACUUGGUAUUUGGGAAACUUCUGGAUGCCCACAUUGGUAGCAAAGGCCCUGCCAGGUGACCUGCAUCCCAUAGUAACAGGUGAAGCAGGGAGCACCCCGACCAAACCAAGACAAGCCCCUGGAAUGCAGCAAGCACACAGCAUGUCUGGAUCCCAUCUCCAUCACUGCCAUAACCUUGAAGGGAAAACCUUCCCUGGGGGUGAUUCCACAAAUGCCCAAAUGCAGAACCACCAAGGAACUGACUGCAGGAAUGGACACAGGAUGGAGGUCCCACAGCUGCUGCUUGUAACCAGCUCCAGCCACGUUUUUCUGAGAAGAACCUGGGCACAGCAAGAGUCCACCCCUCACUCACUGCCAUGGUCCAGAGGAGCCUUUCAGUUUGAUGUCUCUUUGCAUCUCUCCAAAGACUAAGAUUCCUCAAAAGGAAAUGGAACCCUCAUGGUCCUCCAGCAGCAGCAGUACUGCAGUGGCUUGUUUGCCAGUUCUGGAAAGCCUCAGUCACCCACCACUUCAGAGUCCUUCUUAUUUGCCUUUUGCAGAGGGCCUUUAAUUCAACUCAUGCCUGAAUUCAGGCUCCCACCUCACACCCCACCAGCCUAAACUGGUGCCUUUCUUUGCAGAAGUCAGAACCCAGAGUCUGGUAAAACUCACCAGCUGCCUUCCCAAGGUUUGGUUAAAUAAAUGGAGACAGGAAGCUGAUAGCUGCUCUGCUGAGCCCAAACCCACCCCCUCUCUCCUUCAAACAGACAUCCAGUACUGCUACAACAAAAUAGAAUGAAUCCAAACCCAAUCCAUGCUUUCUGGUAGGUCAACACAAGCUAAUUAAAAAAAAAAAAUUACAGCAAAUAUUUUGCAUUCUAUGUGAAUAGAAGGACAAGCUGUAGAAGCCACUGCUACUGUGGUGGCAGUGCAAAAUCUGCAGUAAUAUUCCAGGAAUGGAAAUCCAUUCUCUGUCCCUAAAGUACUUGAAAAUAAGCACAAUUCAGCAGGCACAUGUGCAUUCAUAGAGGAGUUGUUCUACACCCCACUUGUGACUUAGCUGCUCUGGAUGGAAGGUUUGUAACUCUGCAGAAUUUAAGUGAGGUAAAUUUGGGAACUUGUGUCCCAAAUUUGCUUUUUUCUGGGAUAGUCAAGGGUGCAUGUGUCCAGCCAGCAGGGCUGCUCAGCUGCAGUGAAGCAGCCCCAGAAUCCCUGCCCAAAAGAUUUGCAGGAGUCCCUUGGCUCUGGCUCUGCCUCCUGACUCCAUGUCAGUGCCACUUCAGAUGUUGCAUCCUGGGAAGGACACAUCCUGCAUUUUUCAGUGCACAUCCAGCUCACACUGAAGGCUUUUUCCUUACAAGUAGUCAGAAAAGUGAGUAAAAUUCAGUUUUGCAUGAUAAAAAUAUGAUUGUGCUUAUUUGUUUCUAGUCUGCUUUUGUCUAGCAAAUUGAAGCCCUGUGUUCUUACAAGCCCCUUGCUUUUUACUGUUGUAUCACAAAUAUUUUCUCUCUGCAGUACUAAGAUGGGAGGUAUGGCUCAGUACUACUGCUGGAAUGGUACUAGUUGGAUUUUUUCUCAGUAGUACUUGCUGCAUCCCAGUUUUUGGCAGUGAACCCUGGGCACUGCUCCAGCUCCCCUCCUGCCUCUGAGGGGCAAGUGCUGCAGAACAGACAUGGGCAGCAAAGAGGGAUUCCAAAGCUUCCCUGCUCUCCUGAACCAAGGAUUUAACGAAGCUGACUCAAGACACUCUAACCAAGGUACUGGGUUUAGUUUCUAAAACAAAAUAGUCCUGAAAGACCAACGCUAAGUUCACUGAAAUAUCAUUGUAACAGUAUGGAUUUGGCGUCUCUAGAUCAGUAUCUUAGGUCUAUGCAAACAAAAUUGAACCUCAGGGAUGAGCACAAGCUACUGUAAGAAAAACAUAAACAGAGCUUCCCCUUGUGUGCUCAUCUUCUCACUGUAUCACUGGGUGAGGGGGUUAGAAACGGAAUAUUUAAUAAUAAUAAUAAAAGUUCUCAUACUUUGUAAAAGUAGUUUUGGAGACAUUUUGUGGUGGCAUGGUUUGCUCUUUGUAUUUUUACUUUAUAUUCUUUUUUGGCAAAUAAAGGACUUUUGAAUUUAAAAAGGAAAA